This is a messenger RNA of Capsicum annuum, 960 nucleotides long. RefSeq lists its product as uncharacterized. Lineage: Eukaryota; Viridiplantae; Streptophyta; Magnoliopsida; Solanales; Solanaceae. The record is from RefSeq and is a predicted model, not a curated record. The transcript is spliced from 2 exons. Bases 1 to 960 code for a protein of 319 amino acids.
AUGACGAAUAAUACCACUACUUCUUCCUCUGAUGGAUUCACACCUUUCUCCAUCGACCCUUCUCACCCGUUUUAUAUUCACCCAUCCAAUAAUCCUAACACUCCUCUAGUUUCUCCUUCCUUUGACAGAAACGAUUUCGUUGCCUGGAGGAGGAACAUGCCUGCCCUCAGCCAAAAACAAGCUCGGCAUAAUCACUGGGAGGAAUCCCCAACCACCAGAAAAUUUCCCAUGGGAACGGAUUUCAAUGAACGUUUUGGACAAUCAAAUGGUUUCAAAUACAUUCAAAUCCAUCGAGAAAUUAGUUCUACCACGCAGGGUUCCUCAAAUAUAGCAACUUAUUUCACAAAGUUAUGGAGUUUAUGGGAUGAACUUUAUACAUCUUAUGUAGGGCCCAACUUCACAUGUGGUGCUUUAUCAAAAUUGCUGGAAGAGCAACAACUAUUUCAGUUCCUAAGUGGUUUAAAUAAAUGUUACUCAUCUUGCAAAACCAACAUCUUGAUGAUGUCUCCUUUGCCCUGUAAGGCAUAUUCCAAGUUGCAAUAUGAUGAACAUCAAAAGGAACAUUCACCACACAUUCCUAGUUUUUCAAAUGAUUUUGCUUCUUUCCUAUCAUCCACUAGCUUUUCUAAUUCUUAUAGGAAAAAUAUUCACGCUGGUUCCAAUCUUAGAAUUCCCUUUGACUCAAGAAGAAGGCACACUGAUUAUAAUCAGAGGAUCCAGUUUGAGUCCAGAAAAGGGAAUUAUGCUGUUAAUACUAUUGACCGCUGCAAAUACUACAAAAGACCUGGUCAUGUUAUUAAUGAUUGUCAUAGAAUUCAUGGGUUCCCAGCAGAUUUUAAAUUUACUAAGAACAAGAAAGCUUCAACAUCCUGUGUGCAGAAUGCAAAAUCUGCAUCUGAAUCUGGUUCUUUAUCAUCUAUUCCUGCUGGUUUUAACAAUGACCAAUAUCAACACUAUUAA